AUGACUACGUUGUCGGUUUCAGUACGGCUUGUGAAUGGGGAAGCACCUAAUGAAGGUCGAGUUGAAGUGUACUACAAAUGCCACUGGGGUACAAUCUGUCAGAAUGACUGGUCCAUCAGAGAUGCCAAUGUCAUCUGCCGACAGCUCGGCUACCCUUCUGCAUCGCAGGCCUGGCACAGUGCUCACUUUGGCCGAGGAUCAGGAGUAAUUGUCCUGAGCAAUGUUGCAUGUCGUGGCAAUGAAUCAAGUAUUGACCUGUGCCAUCACAGUGGAUGGUAUGUUACCUCCGGCUGCAAUCAUUAUGGGGACGCUGGAGUAACUUGUGACUUAACAUCUCCAGAAGUCACUGUGCGUUUGAUCAAUGGGAACGCACCAAAUGAAGGUUCAGUUGAGGUGCAGUACAGAGGCCAAUCGGGGAGCGUCUGUGGUUACAACCCAGUCUGGAGAAUUGAAGAAGCCAAUGUCGUCUGUAGACAACUCGGCUACCCUUCUGCGUCUCAGGCCUGGCAGAACGCUCACUUUGGGCAAGGGUCUGGGCCGAUUCUCCUCGUAAAUGUUGCAUGUGAUGGAUACGAAUCACGCAUUGACCAGUGUGACUAUAGGGGCUGGUUGAUGUCUAGCUGCAUUCAUUCCCAUGAUGUCGGAGUGACGUGUGAUGUAACGACUCCCGCUCCGGUGGUUGUCCGUCUUGCUAAUGGGAACACGCCGCAUGAAGGGAGAGUGGAAGUAUUCUACCGAUGUGAAUGGGGUACUAUCUGUGGUAGACACUGGGGCAUUGAGGAGGCUAAUGUCGUCUGUCGACAGCUCGGCUACAUCUCUGCAACUCAGGCCCGGUGGUAUGCUCACUUUGGUCAAGGAUCAGAGCCGAUUCUCCUGAACAAUGUUGUUUGUCGUGGCAGUGAAUUAAGAAUUGACCAAUGCGAUCAUACUGGAUGGUACAAUCACGAUUGUUCGUAUCACUCCUAUGAUGUUGGAGUGACAUGUAACGAGACCUCUCCGAAUCCUGUUCCAGUUCGACUCACCAAUGGCAGCUUCCCGUAUGAGGGUCGUAUAGAAAUAUACCACGAUGGUCAGUGGGGCACUGUCUGUGACGAUGGCUGGAGCAUUGAAGAUGCCAACGUCACCUGUCGACAACUCGGCUACCCUCCUGCAUCACAGGCCUGGCAGGGUAGUCACUUUGGUGAAGGAUCAGGACCGAUUCUCCUGCGCAAUGUUGCUUGCAAUGGCACCGAAUCAAACAUAGACCUAUGUGAACACAGUGGGUGGUUCAAUCACAGCUGCAGUCACGCAGAAGAUGCCGGAGUGACUUGUGGGGAGCAACUCAUUGUCAACGACUCUUCACCAGUUUCAGUACGGCUCGUGAACGGGAAUGCACCUAAUGAAGGUCGAGUGGAAGUGUACUACAAAUGCCACUGGGGUACAAUCUGUCAUAAUGGCUGGUCCAUCAGAGAUGCCCAUGUCAUCUGCCGACAGCUCGGCUACCCUUCUGCAUCCCAGGCCUGGCACAGUGCCCACUUUGGCCGAGGAUCAGGCCCGAUUCUCCUGAGCAAUGUUGCAUGUCGUGGCAAUGAAUCAAGUAUUGACCAAUGUGAUCACAGUGGAUGGCAUGUUACCUCCGGCUGCAGACAUUAUAGUGACGCUGGAGUAACUUGUUAUUUAAUAUCUCCACAGCAAGUUUCUGUACGUCUGAUCAAUGGGAACGCACCCAAUGAAGGUACGGUUGAGGUUAACUACACAGGCCAAUGGGGGAGUGUCUGUGGUAACAACCCAGUCUGGAGAAUUGAAGAAGCCAACGUCGUCUGCCGACAACUCGGCUACCCUUCUGCAUUUCAGGCCUGGUCGAACGCUCACUUUGGGCGUGGAUCUGGGCCGGUUGUCCUCGAAAAUGUUGCAUGUGAUGGACAUGAAUCACGCAUUGACCAGUGUGACAGUGUGAUGUCUAGCUGCAGUCAUUACUAUGACGUCGGAGUGACGUGUGACGUAACCACCCCAUCUUUGGUGGUUGUCCGUCUUGCUGAUGGUAACACGCCGCAUGAAGGGAGAGUGGAAGUAUUCUACCGAUGCGAAUGGGGUACUAUCUGUGGCACUAGUCACUGGGGCAUUGAAGAGGCAAAUGUCAUCUGUCGACAGCUCGGCUACAUCUCUGCAACUCAGGCCUGGCGGAAUGCUCACUUUGGUCAAGGAUCAGGGCCGAUUCUUCUGAACAGUGUUGUGUGUCGUGGCAGUGAAUCAAGUAUUGACCAAUGCGAUCAUGCUGGAUGGUACAACGAAGAUUGUUUGCAUCACACCUACGAUGCUGGAGUGACAUGUAACGAGACGUCUUCCAGUCCUGUUCCAGUUCGACUUACCAAUGGCAGCUUCCCGUAUGAGGGUCGUAUAGAAAUAUACCACGAUGGUCAGUGGGGCACUGUCUGUGAUGAUGGCUGGAGCAUUGAAGAUGCCAACGUCAUCUGUCGGCAACUCGGCUACCCUCCUGCAUCACAGGCCUGGCAGGGUAGUCACUUUGGUGAAGGAUCAGGACCGAUUCUCCUCAGUAAUGUUGCUUGCAAUGGCACCGAAUCAAACAUUGACCUAUGUGAACACAGUGGGUGGUUCAAUCACAGCUGCAGUCAUGCAGAAGAUGCCGGAGUGACUUGUGGAGAGCAACUCAUUGUCAACGACUCUUCACCAGUUUCAGUACGGCUUGUGAAUGGGGAAGCACCUAGUGAGGGUAGAGUGGAAAUCUACUACAAAUGCCACUGGGGCACAAUCUGCGAUAGUGGCUGGAGCAUCAGACAUGCCCAUGUAAUCUGUCGGCAGCUCGGCUACCCUUCUGCAUCCCAGGCCUGGCAGAGGGCUCACUUUGGCCAAGGUUCGGGGCCGAUUCUCCUGAACAGUGUUGCGUGUCAGGGCAAUGAAUCAAGUAUUGAUCAGUGCCAACACAGUGGCUGGUAUGGCAGCUAUGGCUGCAGACACAAUCGUGACGCCGGAGUAACUUGUGACUUAACAUCUCCACAAGUCACUGUGCGUCUGAUCAAUGGGAACGCACCCAAUGAAGGUGCAGUUGAGGUGCAGUACAGAGGCCAAUGGGGGAGCGUAUGUGGUUCCAACUGGAGAACUGAAGAAGCCAAUGUCGUCUGUCGACAACUCGGCUACCCUUCUGCAUUUCAGGCCUGGUCGAACGCUCACUUUGGGCGUGGAUCUGGGCCGGUUGUCCUCAAAAAUGUUGCAUGUGAUGGACAUGAAUCACGUAUUGACCAGUGUGACUUUAGGGGCUGGUUGAUGUCCAGCUGCAGUCAUUACUAUGACGUCGGAGUGACGUGUGACGUAACCACCCCAUCUCCGGAGUAUUUAAAAUCCUACAUCGCCAUCAUUAUCCAGUCGACUCUCGUCGGACAGCAACAGAGACACGCCAUACAUCACGCUCUCCCAUUGCCGUCCUGA
This is a messenger RNA of Patiria miniata (bat star), 3423 nucleotides long. RefSeq names its product deleted in malignant brain tumors 1 protein-like. NCBI's taxonomy places the organism in Eukaryota, Metazoa, Echinodermata, Asteroidea, Valvatida, Asterinidae. The record is from RefSeq and is a predicted model, not a curated record. The transcript is spliced from 12 exons. Gene Ontology annotation, cellular component: membrane. Bases 1 to 3423 code for a protein of 1140 amino acids.